GCGGCGAGCGAGCGGGGCCGGCGGGCCUGGCGGAGCCGACGGGACAAUGGCGCUACUCCCCUCGCGGAGCCCGCUGGUGCUGCUGCCGCCCCCGGCCCGGAGGGGGCGCCCGAAGGCCCGAGGGGGCGCCCACCCCGCCAUCAGUUGCAGCCGACUUCGACAAAUUCAGAACAUUCUGACCGAGAGCAACAAAUCCCAGCCCGAUGGUAUCCUGUGCAUCUUGGGAAUUGAUAGCCGAUACAAUGAAGGAUGCAGGGAGCUAGCCAACUAUCUUCUCUUUGGCUUGUACAGCCAGAACAACAAUGAGUUCGAAAGAUCAGGAUUUCCUGAAGAAGUCCUUGAUGAUGUGAUCCUGCUAAUUAAACCAGACAGCGUCCAUCUGUACUGCAACCCUGUCAACUACAACUACCUUUUGCCAUACGUAGCAUUUUGGAGGAAUCUGCAUUUCCACUGCCUGACUGAAAAUGAGUAUGAAGAUGAAGAGGCUGCUGAAGAAUUUAAAAUUUCCAGCUUUGUAGAUAUGGUUCGAGACUGUAGUCGGAUCGGCAUUCCCUUCAGUUCACAAGGUCACCUGCAGAUAUUCGACAUGUUUGUGGUGGAAAAGUGGCCAAUUGUGCAAGCCUUUGCUCUAGAGGGAAUUGGCGGGGACGGUUUCUUCACCAUGAAAUACGAGCUGAUGGAUGUCAGUCUGGACCUCUGGAAAGCCUACAGUAAAGUGGACCCGGUUUCUCUGGAGAGUUUAUUUGAUGAGGAUUUGAUGACUUUUGAACAUCAGUGGACCAACUUCUUUGCCAAUUUUGACACCGAAAUUCCUUUCAUUCUCGAACUCUCAGAGUCUCAGGCAGGGGAGCCAUUCCGAAGUUACUUUAGUCAUGGAAUGAUUUCAAGCCAUAUAACAGACAACAGCCCCAGCAGGCAACCGUUUGCGCUCUUUGGCACGCACUCGUCACGAGAAAAUCUGAAUUCGGGCAAUUUCAGUUUCCCCUCGGAAGGGCAUCUGCUUCGCAACACUGGCCUGGGCGGGAGCAUCGCCAAGCACAUGGUAGUGCAGUGUGUCUCCCCCAAGGGACCUCUGGCUUGCUCGAGAACAUAUUUCUUCGGAGCGACUCACACGCCUUACCUCGGGAACAAUGAAGAGUUGGAAAAGAAAACUGAAGAAGUUAAACUGUUAUCUCAGAUCUAUUCUGCUGUGGUAGAGGCUGUCUUGGCUGGCAUAGACACGUUCUCAAAAACGUCCAACAUCACAAAGGCAAAAGAAGUAGCAGAGAAAGUGUUUUUCAAUAUGCUUGACACCUUUGAACUUUCAUGCUUUAAAACUCCACUACGCGCUAGGAUAGACUUCUGGAUUCAAGCUGUGAACAACCACGGAAGAGUUAUUCCAGUGGAUAACAAGGACAGCCUGUACUUAGUCAAAACUGUAACCAUGGCUGUGUAUGAUAUUCCUGAUCUGCUUGCCGGAAGGGGCUGCCUGGGAUCGGUCGUCUUCUCGGAAUCCUUCCUGACAUCGCAGAUUCUUGUGAAGGAAAAAGAUGGCAGUAUUAACACAGAAACCAGUUACAUCAUUCUCACUGCAGCUAUCCGAAGAUCAGUGUCUUGGCUGGUUGAAGACAACGAAGUGAAACUGUCGGAACAGGCCCAGCAAAUCCUGAAGAAAGAAGAAUCCUCCCUGGGUACUCUCCUGACGGGAGGUGAUGGAGCCUAUAUUGUUGCUAGCAAUUCGCUGUGUAGGCCGGAGGAAGGGAAGCUCUAUUUCUUUUCGGAGGGCCUUUUGUUCUGCCACCCCCACUAUGGCAGCAUCACCAUCUCCAAGGCACAGAUGGUGUCCAUCCAGUUCUUUGAUGGGGAUUCCACCAGUGUGGUUGCUGCUCUCUUUAUAGAAUACAAGCCUUGCCUGCUUCCUCAUUUGCCGGUCCAGCUCCGUACCCCAAACAACUUCCUGAUGAUUGCACUUUUCCCAAAGUCAACACUUUAUAAAUCUUUCUACUCCCAGGUCUUUUCUGCCUGGCAACAGCAGGGGAACUCGGGAAUAACAUUAAAGAUGGUCCAGCAUGACUGCCUGCCUGCAGAACAGGAGAGACUGCAUUCCAGCAUGCAAAAGCUCUUUGAUGUCCUAUCCUGUCCCACUGGGGAAAGAUGGAGCCAACUAAGACUGCUUCCCAGCCUCCCAGAUCUGGGCAGUUUUCUACAGCACUUUACCAUCAGUAGCGUCAGCCAAGAACCAGUGAUGAGAUUGCACCUGCCCGUGCUCCUGCAGCAGACCGACAUCAUUCCUGAGAAUGAGGCAGAGAACGAUAAGGUGGUGAUCACCAUCUUGACAGGUCUUCCUGGAUGCCAGUCAAGUGAGCUGUGUUCAUUCUUGGUCACUUUUAACAAAGAAUAUGGAAGGUGGCUUGUUUAUCGCCAAACCAUGGACAGUCCUGAAUGCUUCAGUGCUGCCCACUUCCAGAAGUAUCUGUCAAGCGUCCUUGAAUCUCAGCACAGCCGAAGCACCCGCCCCUCCGCUUAUCAUAGGAAGAAAAUGAGGCUGCUGGUGGUCCUCCAAGGGUACACCGACGUGAUUGACGUCGUGCAGGCCCUUCAGACUCACCCAGACGCCGACGUGAAGGCCUCCUUCGUCAUCGGCGCCGUCACAACCUGCGUUGAGCCGCUCAGCUCCUACAUGGAGCACAGGUUUCUUUUCCCCAAGUUUCUGGACCAGUGUUCGCAAGGUUUAGUGAGUAACGUGGUAUUCACAAGCCAUACCUCCAAACAAAGAAGCCCGCUCCUUGUUCAGCUUCAGAACCUCAUCCGAGCCGCAAACUCUUCGGUUUCUUUCAUCCUGGCAGAAAACGGAGUCGUAACUAGGAAUGAAGACAUUGAACUUAUUCUCUCUGAAAACAGCUUCUCAAACCCACAGACGCUGGCAGCUCGCUGCUUGAUGUACCCUGGCUGGUUUGAUGGGAAAUUUAGAGCCGGGUCUGUCUUUCCCCCCAUGGUCCAAAUCUGUGUGUGGUUUAACCGCCCUUUGGAGAAAAUGCGGUUCGCAGCCAAAUGUAAAGCUCUGAAGUCCGCUAACAAGUCAAGUCCAUUCUCAGGAAACAUAUACCACGUUUUUGGCAAAGUCAAGUUUUCAGAUUCUGAUCGGAUGAUUGAAGUUUGCCACCACACAUCUUCCAACACCUUAACCCUGGUACCUCUCCAGGAGGGGCCCACCCCCUCCCCUCCUGAUUCCAGAACUGACAGCCGGGACCCCCCUGGACCUCAGGGAUGUUUCCUGGUGUUCGUCGGCUGCUCCCUCAGAGAAGAUGACAUCAAGGACUGGCUGAGGCAGACAGCCAAACAGAAACCACAAAGAAAAGCUUUGAAGACUCGGGGCAUGCUGACUUCACAGGAGAUCAAGAACAUUCAUGUAAAACGGCACUUAGAUCCACUUCCAGCUGGCUACUUCUACAACGGGACCCAAUUUGUGAAUUUCUUUGGAGACAAGAUGGAUUAUCAUCCAUUAAUGGACCAGUUCAUGAAUGACUACUUGGAAGAAGCAAACCGUGAGAUUGAAAAGUACAACAGGGAACUGGAAGAGCAGGAGUAUCACGACCUCUUCGAACAGAAGAUCUAACUCAGAAGCCACGUGCAGUAUUGAAAAGUCACAGGGACCUCCUUUAAAUUCUGAAUUAUUUGUCCCCAAGAAACAUGUUUCACCUUUGCUGGCUUUAGCUGGUCUUUUAAUGUUUAAGUUGCAUUCACAUUAGGUUGGCAUCUGAAAAUGUGAUACAGUCCAGUAAAUAUACCACUGGUCUGGUGUAUUUCCAAAUCUACGUUGAGUUCAGUAAUCUAGAGCACAUUGGCAUAUUAUGGAAAAGUGAUGUAGGAGCCUUUGAUUUCAACCAUUUACAGAGCUGUAUUUCUCAUCAGGCUGGUCCUUAGUGUUGCUUUUCUGAUGUCCCCCAAAUGCCUUGGCUUAUGUUUAGUGAUGAACAUAAUCAGGGUCUGUGAUUGUAUGGCAGCCCUGUGUAUUCUUGAAGAAAAAAAUGAGGGAAACACAUCUGUUUUUAAAGGCUACAUGGUGGUUUGGAGUGGUGUUCCUAAAGCGAGAAAUGGGGGAACUCAAAUGAUCUUGACUCUGCCCCGAACCAACAUGUGAGCGUUUGAAGAUGUUCCUAAAAUGAGAAAUGGGGGAACAUACCUGUUCUUAAACAGAUAUGCUACUAACCAACAUGGUGGCUUGGCUGGUGUUCCUAAAGCGAGAAAUGGGGGAACACGUCUGUUUGUAAAGGCUGCUAUUAACCUACAUGGUGAUUUGGGGUGAAGUUCCUAAAGCGAGAAAUGGGGGAACUCAAAUGAUCUUGACUCUGCCCCAAACCAACAUGUGAGCGUUUGAAGAUGUUCCUAAAACGAGAAAUGGGGGAACAUACCUGUUCUUAAACAGAUAUGCUACUAACCAACAUGGUGGCUUGGCUGGUGUUCCUAAAGCGAGAAAUGGGGGAACACGUCUGUUUGUAAAGGCUGCUAUUAACCUACAUGGUGAUUUGGGGUGAAGUUCCUAAAGCGAGAAAUGGGGGAACUCAAAUGAUCUUGACUCUGCCCCAAACCAACAUGUGAGCGUUUGAAGAUGUUCCUAAAACGAGAAAUGGGGGAACAUACCUGUUCUUAAACAGAUAUGCUACUAACCAACAUGGUGGCUUGGGUGGUGUUCCUAAAGCGAGAAAUGGGGGAACUCAAAUGAUCUUGACUCUGCCCCAAACCAACAUGUGAGCGUUUGAAGAUGUUCCUAAAACGAGAAAUGGGGGAACAUACCUGUUCUUAAACAGAUAUGCUACUAACCAACAUGGUGGCUUGGCUGGUGUUCCUAAAGCGAGAAAUGGGGGAACACGUCUGUUUGUAAAGGCUGCUAUUAACCUACAUGGUGAUUUGGGGUGAAGUUCCUAAAGCGAGAAAUGGGGGAACUCAAAUGAUCUUGACUCUGCCCCAAACCAACAUGUGAGCGUUUGAAGAUGUUCCUAAAGUGAGAAAUGGGGGAACUCAAAUGAUCUUAGGAGCUGCCCCAAACCAACAUGUGAGCGUUUGAAGAUGUUCCUAAAAUGAGAAAUGGAGGCACGCAUCUGUUCUUAAGGAAUGCUACUAACCAACAUGGUGGCUUAGCUGGUGUUCCUAAAGUGAGAAAUGGGGGAACGCAAAUGAUCUUGACAGUUGCCCCAAACCAACAUGUAACAGUUUGAAGAUAAGAAAUAAAGUACAUUUCUAAAGUAAGAAAUGGAGAGGACUUGCAUUCUUAAAGAAUGCUCAGAAUUAACGUGUUAUGGUUUCUGAAGUGUUCCUAAAGCAGAAAAUGGGGGAACAUACAUAUUCUUGAGAGCUUCCUCAAAUCGGCAUAUGAUGGCUUUUGAAUCUUUUUUCUUAAAAGUAUUCUGUGGAGCUGCUCCUAAGCAACCUUGGGCUUUCCAGCUACAUUUAUAGUGAGAUUGGAAGUAAAUGUCCUAAUUCUGAUAACUCCAUUCUAAAGAAAUUCCAGCUAAAUAUUAAAAUGCUGGGUAUAUCAAAGCAGACUAUAACAUGCCAGUCCAUUUCAGGCUGAAAAAUAAUCCCUAAAAUGUUCCAGUUCUUUUGAAAAGAAAAGUCCUUGAUGCCAUUUGAUAUUUACCUCUUUGAUUGAUUGUGUGUGUGUUUGUGUGUGUGCACGCACACACACACCCUUAUGGCAAGUUGUGAAAUACAUUGUGUUAUGUCACAUUUAAAAAGAGAACUACUUCCCAGCAUUAAAAGCCAUGCCCUCCUUCUUACACGCAGUGUAAAAUCAAUCUUCGGUGUUCCUCAAGGUUCUAAAAAUGGAGUUUCAUCCUUUUUGCUUGAAUGUUCUGUGGUGCAAAUAUCUGCCCCUUGCAUUUCCUUCCUGUUUUAGAGCACCCGAUCAACAGUAACAUUGGUAACCACAGAGUGAGUUUCCCACAUGCCUUACAAGCUAUUUAUUGAAGAAAAUCUUGCUUGUAGCCAGCCAUCUCAUGUCAGUUGGAUCCCGUGCUGGAGCGUCAGGAAUUUGUGUAAGAGAAUGGGCCAGAGAUGCACGCAGGACUGUAGAAAACGUGGAGUCGUAGGGAGCCAACUUGCAUCGGUGGCUUGAAUAUAUGUCUUUUAAUGCUUGCCAGAAGCAUUCGCCGUCAAGCCUCCAUGUGGCUCUCCAUGUCCAUGGCCUAAUUCCUCCAAGGGGUAUCCCUCUGGAUACAGACUCUCUGGAGGCAUUUAUACAGAGCACGCAACCGUCAGAUUGGCUUCAACGUGGGAUGUCCCUCAGUUCCCCAGGUCUGUGCAGGCUUGGUCGAACCUUCCCUAGAUCAGCCUUCUUCAACCUGGGCCUUUCCCAGUGUGUUGGGAAUUAACCUUCAGCCAGGAUGCUAAACUGGGAUACUGUUUGUAGAAGCUGGGUGUUGUAGUCCAAUCCAGUGUUUUUCAAACUUGGCAACUUUAAGUUGUGUGGGCUUCAACUCCCAGAAUGCCCCAGCCAGCCAUGCUGGCUGGGGGAUUCUGGGAGUCGAAGUCCACACAUCUUAAAGUUGCCAAGUUUGAAAAACGCUGGUCAAAUCCAACACGCAAGGCCCAGGAUGAAGAAGGUGGCUUUGGGCAAGAAGAUCAAGCCUCGAGUCUAACCCCCUAUUUCCAGCGCAGCGUAAAAAGUAGGUCUCACAAAACAGACGGUCAGAAACUGUUUUUCCCAACCCAAAGGAACAGGACUAAAGCUGGACUCGACCUUGAAGCACAACGAAAAACCAAUUUGUUUCUUUUUUCUUUUUUUAACCUUCUUGCAUAAGCGUUUCAAGGAGGUCACAAAAGAACCCUCAUUGGAAAAGUAACUAAUGGAGGAGCAGAAUUCCAAGUUGGUUUGGUUGCGUGGGUUCCAGAUAAUUUUUGCUUGAAAAAAGAGCCCAGGUUGAUCUGGAGCAGCUUAGCUUUUGAAUACUUUACGGUGGCUUCCUAACACCUGCACAGGUGGUGGCUUGUUGGUUGGUUGGUUGGUUUUUAAACAAGUUUCUGUUGCACUCCAUAGGACAUCUGAAAGGAAUACAGUGAUUUCCUUAACGUUGAAAACUAGUGGUUCCUGAUUACAUGUAUACUAAGCUUUCUGUGGGGUGUAUUAACGCCCAUCUUGCAGAUAAUAGAGUGUCCUUAUCAGAAUCGUGAAUUUAUCUAUGCAUGGCUGUAACCUAGUUAUUCUUCAGAUAUACUGAUAGUGCCUGGUAGGAGUAACGUAGCUAGGAGCUAUUUUGGGAGGAGCAGAGUGAGUGUAAAGCCUAGGUCAACGUGGCCGUAACGGGUGAAAAUGCCGGGUGCUUUUUGAGAUGGGAAGGUUUUAAUGUGGUUCUUGCCGUUUUCACCAGGAAUCUGAGUACAGUUCUGCGGGGCCCUUAGCACAGAACGCACUGGAAUUCCAAAGAGUUCCCACAGUUGCGCUACAUCCCCCAGACUGGGGUAUCCAAAAGGGUGAAAUAUCCAACAUACGCAAUGUGAUCCACAAAGACCUUCUCCUUCUCCUGAGCCUCCUUGAGAACCGGUGGAGAAUUUUUGCCCAGCUGGCCACGUUCAGCGGAAGCCCUGCUUGCCCCUCCUUCGUUUAGCAUAGUUUGUCUAAUGAUCCGCAAAGCCAUAUAUCUAGAAAUAAUCCUGUUGCUACCCAGCAUCUGGAAGCUGAGGCAAAGGCAAGCUAGCCUCGCUUGUCUCUGCUUCUUCAUCGAUAAGGAUAUAGGUUUUAAGUGCAAUUGUUACGGAUGAAAUAGGUGGAGAGAUUAGAGAGUCUGCUGAAUGCUGAAACGCUGGGGACAGAAACGCCCACAGACCCUGGCCAGGCGAGCCUCCAAGGGCUGUGCCAAGCACAGUCUUUCACCUGUGCACGCCGCGUGGGUGGGAAACUGGCACGGCAGGGUCGCCAUGGUCCAGCUGCUCCCGAACCCGCUCCCAUUGGCAACCCCUGCACGGUGUCUCUGUGCUGCCAUUCUGUGGGGCACCGUUUCACAUUGCAUAGGAGCGUUCUCCUGGCUCCUCUGCUGGAAACCAGAUGCUCCAUUUCUGCCCCUGAUAAGCUGACCAUUCACCGCUCCACCCCGAGAGGUAGGGUGGGUUUUUCAGGAUGCCGAGCAGGCUCCCUAGGCGGGCACACAAGCAUGAGGGUCUGCUGGAGUCCGAUCGGGGAGCUUUUCGAGGGCUGUUUCAGUUGCGUGUUGCAAUUUGGUUCCUUAUGUUGUGCCAGCCGAGCUGGGGGGCCCUCCUCCCCUCCUCGGGUUGCACAGCUGAGCUGGCAGUUCAGCAGAAGCGCAGAGCGAAGGCAUGGUAGAGAAGGAUGUAUUCUGUACUGCAUGCAAAGUGGAAACAAUGACCAUGUUCUAGCUUCAAGACCUUUCACCAUCUUGGUACUACUUUGAUAUUCUCUAUUUUGGUAUGGACCUUUUCGUUUCGUUACCUCAACUUCGUUGAUCUUCUAACUGUGAUUUUUUUUUUACCCUAAACAGGGUGGUGGGGGAGGAAUUAAAUAGCCAAAAUACUAAAACUGUGAUUAAGAGGAUCCUGUUCAAGACAUACCAGUGCCUUGUUUACGGCGCCAUUGAUAACGCCGCCCGAAUCGGACACAUGGGUGAUGUCAUGGUCCUUAAUUCUUGCACCCUCUUUUUGCAGGGAGGAAACCAUUUGGUGAAAGGACUCUGAACGUAGGGAAGAAUAUUAGCGCACCUGGUUAGGUUCUGUCUUGUGUCUUUUAAAAAUAAAAUGUUAAACUCUUUGAGGACUGAAGGAAAAAAAAUGGAGAAAUACUUGAUCUGGUCGGUCAUUUGAAGACAAUUGCUGUUUUCCUUUAGGAAUUGCUUCAACAGACCGACAGCGUUUUUAUCAAGGGGGGAACUAAUUUUGUUUAUUUUAUAGAUAGAUAUAUAUUUUUAAGGGGGGAAUGGCAUGGCUGAUGAACAUUUAAUUGAGGGGGGGGAGAGAAAUUUAGCCUGCUGUUAAAAAAAUGAAAUGAAACACUGAAAAGCAGCACCUCCGAGCUGCAAACGCUCCCCGUCCGAAGUGCUGUUACCCAGUUCCUGGGUCUGUGGCCACCGGGUGAAAGCAGCCGCGGGUCCAGGAAUCCGGGCCCUUCCUUUGGCGGAAAAAGGGCAGAAGCCGAGUCCUCAAGGGGUUCCCAUGCUUGCUGACUUCCCAUUAGCCGUUUGUGUGAUUGCCUAUCAACCUGAGGAUGAGUGUGAUCAGAAGUCGCUGAAGUUAUACAGGGCGGGUGGGUGGGCAGAUUGCAAACUUGAGGGUGGCACGCUUACAGCCCCACCUUUGCUGCUGAAAUAAAAGUGGGGAAGCCUCUGGUAAGGGUGUAUUCGAGCCAGCCUCCUCUCCCUAGAACAGUGUUUCUCAACCUUGGCCACUGGAAGAUGUGUGGACUUCAACUCCCAGAAUUCCCCAGCCAGCCAUGCUGGCUGGUGAAUUCUGGGAGUUGAAGUCCACACAUCUGAAAGUUGCUGUGGUUGAGACACACUGGCCUAGAAAGUCCUAUUCAUUCUGAGACAGAGGCAGAGUUGAGUUGGACGAGGAGGCACCAAUGCAGGAAUACAGCUUCGUAUUCAGCAUCAGCCUCUCUCAUUUUGGGUGACCGGGGGCCUCGUCAGACCCGGCUGUCCCUGCCCUCCAGGCCCCGCUUCCCGUUUUCUGCCCAAGCAGCGUUUAUUUGCAGCAGCGUUGGCUGGGAGCCUUAAGCGUCCCCCAAUUUCUGAAAUUUUAUUUUUCCUGAAUUUUGCACAGCUGAUAAGCUCCAGAAUCCCCUGGGGCGGUCUCGAAAGGGGGAGGCAAAUACGUAAACUGUGAGUUGUUAGAACCGUGUUGCUAAAUCUACUUUUAGAUGAUUAAAAAUGGACCUCAGAAAACUAGUAAGAAAUGGUCUUUGUGCCCUGUGGUGAUAGACUCACCCAGCCGUUGUUUUUAACCUGGUGCCAAAAUGGGAAAUUUCAUACUAGUUUUCGCCGUGUUUGCAACAUUCAGUAAAAUGUGUUAUUUUUACAAACUCUACUGUAACUUCAGUUAAACUGAAACGUGUGAUUGAAGCUUUUUGCUUAUUUGUAUUUAUUACACUACUUGAUUCAGUAAAUAUAUGAAAGUACCUUUACCUUUAUUUUUGUAUUAUUUUACACGUUUAUACUUGCUGUUUGUGAUUGUUAUUUUUUACACUUGUAACUUGGAUGCGAUUCUAAAACCCAAUAAAUUAUAUUCAUCCGUCCA
Molecule: messenger RNA, 10218 nt
Organism: Candoia aspera
Lineage: Eukaryota; Metazoa; Chordata; Lepidosauria; Squamata; Candoiidae
Gene: DNAAF9
Product: dynein axonemal assembly factor 9
Exons: 37
Coding region: 47-3595 (1182 amino acids)
Source: RefSeq, a predicted model, not a curated record